Molecule: messenger RNA, 474 nt
Organism: Hyaloscypha bicolor E
Lineage: Eukaryota; Fungi; Ascomycota; Leotiomycetes; Helotiales; Hyaloscyphaceae
Exons: 2
Coding region: 1-474 (157 amino acids)
Source: RefSeq, a predicted model, not a curated record
AUGCAAGUCGUCCUUGCCACCUCUCCAUUCGCCAACCAACAGACUCAACAACGGCUCAUGGUCAUCUGGCCUAAAAGAGCGAUCAAGGUGUUGGCCAACUCCAGGGUUUCUGGCUGUUUUGAGGGUAUUGCCAUCCGCCAGGAUGACGUAUUGUCCAUCGUAUCUCGCACAAUGGGGCAGAGCUCACAUCCGGAGUGCGCCUCCUGCUCGAUGGCUAGAAGCGUGGUGGGGAAUGGGGGGAGACGGGAUUUCCAUGUCCACGCUGGCAAACGUCGCAAGACAUCUCUGGAGGAGAGCGUAUCGCCAACGACACUGUGGUCUGAGAACUUUCCGAACAUGGAGAAAACGACAUCGAUGAGGUUGUGGAAAAAGAGAGCCGGGCAACUCAAACACUCCUGCCGCCGCAUCCUCCUUGGGCAGCGCUUGCCAUCCAAACGGAAGACCCAAAGUGCUUUGCGGCGACAAGCUACUUGA